AUGGAUGGUUGGAAUGAAAUUACUCGGGUUGCCGUAUCACCAUCAGAUAAUAACAACAAAAAUUAUGAUUCGGUUAUAACAUCAUUAUUGUUUGAUUCAGUUCAAAGUCUAGUUUGGAUUAGUGAUUCAAAUGGUUAUACAAAAUCUUAUCUUAAUAAUCAAUCAACUGCACCUUAUCAAUUUGAAUUAUAUCCAUAUACAAAAUUUAAUAAUUCGGAUUCAAAUCCAUUUAGUCAGUCAAAUUCAGUUAGGAAAAUAUUGUCUCAUAAACAAGGUAUAUUAUCAUUACAAAUGAAUCAAUUAAAUUUCACGUCAAGAAGAGGUUUACCAAUUGCAAAUUUUAAUAAAGAAGUUUUAAAAGAUGAAAAGUUUAAAAAAUUAAAUUCAAUGACUUUUAAUACUAUGAAUUCAGCUAAUGAAUUGAUAGUAAGUAAUGAAAAUACAUUAUUCAAUAUUGAUUUAAAUAAAUCUGCUUUAUCUACUUUAGAUUAUUCAAGCAAUGACAUUUCCAUAUUGAAUAGCUCUUCGAAAUUUUUAACAAUUGGGAAUAAUAAUGGUACUUUAUCUUUAUUUGAUUCAAAUUCAAAUUCAAUUGUAAAAGAUUUCAACACUCAUAAUGGUUAUAUAUCUGAUUUGGAUGUUAGAGGUAAUUAUAUUGCGACAUGCGGUUAUUCGAUUAAACCAAGAAAAUAUAAUUUGAAUCAACAACCAGAAUACAUGAUUGAUCCAUUAGUUAACAUUUAUGAUAUUAGAAAUAUGAAAGCAAUUGCUCCUGUUCCAUUCCCUGCUGGUGCUACUUCAAUUAGAUUUCAUCCAAAAUUAUCAAAUAUUAUAAUAAUUGCUUCAUUAACUGGUCAAAUUCAAUUUGUUGAUAUUUUUGAUCAAUCAAAUGUAUAUCUUUAUCAAGCGAAUUUAUUAAAUUCUCAAUCUCAAAUACUGCCUAAAAUGUCAAAUUUAGAAAUUAAUGAAAAUGGUGAUUAUAUAUUAUUUAAUGAUAGUUCUUCUAAUAUUCAUUUAUGGUCAAUUACUAAUUCAGGGUCUAUUAGUAAAAGUUUUGUUAAUUUUCCGGAAUCAAUUGAACAACCAGACAUAGUCGAGAAUAAAGAUGAUACAUUUAUUGAUAUUGAUGAUACUAUUCCUUUAUCCAUCAUUGGUAUGCCGUAUUAUAAAGAAUUACUAUUAUCAAAUUAUCCUUAUGAAUUAAAAUAUGUUAAAGAAACAGCAAAUUUACCAAAUCAAAUAGAUAUGGACAUGAUUAUACAAUACAACAAACAUAACAAGAUAAUGCCGUUUGAUUCAAAGAAAUUUUCAAAUUAUUUCAAUGAUGAAUAUAGAUCACUAAAAGAAUCUAAAGAUUUGCAAGUACCAAAGUUCAUAAGUGAAAAAAAUGAAGAUGAUGGUGGAGAAAAUGAAGAACUACCAGAUGAUAGUAUUUUUGAAUUCAAAAGUGAUGAACUGAAAGUUCCUAAAUGUUACUCAAGACUACAAAUUCAAUAUUCAAAGUUUGGAGUCAAAGAUUUUGAUUUCAGUUAUUAUAAUAAGUCAAAUGGACAAUAUUGCGGAUUGGAAAAUCAUACUGAUAAUUCAUAUAUAAACUCAUUGUUACAAUUGUACCGAUUUCAACCGACACUAUAUAAUCAAAUCACAACUACAUUAAAUAAAGAGUGGUUACCUACUGAUUUCAUUGAAUCACAACCUGAAGGAUCAUCAAUUUUAAAUGAAUUAGCGUAUUUAUUCGACAUGAUGUACAAGGCUAAAUCAAAUAAUGUAAAGAUUUAUAAUUUUACACAAGUGAUGAAUCAUAAUGAGGAGGUCAAACUUUUGAAUUUGAUUAAUGUAAAUGAAUUAUUAAACUUAAAUUCACAAGAGGUAAGAGGAUUGAUUAUAUCAUUCAACAAUUUCCUACUAAAUCAAUUGUCAAAAGAUUUUAAUUCACAGUUUGAAGAGUCAUUUAAUUCAACCAAAUUAUCAUAUGAAAUUGUAGUCGAAGGAAAUGGUCAUUUAUUUGAUAAAAGGUAUGGUUCAAUGUUUUCAUUAGAGUUAAUAACACCUCCAAAUAAUAUGUUAAAUAAAAUGAGUGUAUUAGUUAAUUCAAAUCAAAAUAAUUUGGGAACUGUAAGAAAGAAUAUAAAUAUUUUAACAUAUUUAGAAUUUUCCAUGAAUCAGUAUAAAACUAUCCCAUGUCAACAAUGUCAACAAUUUCAUAAUUUGGAAAUUAAAACUAGUAUAAUUGAAUUACCUAAAGUUUUAGUACUAAAUGUUAAUCUUAACAAUGAAGAAUUUGAAUUGAUAAAUAAUUUUAAAAAAUGGUUAGUACCUGAAUUUUAUGCAAUUAAAAAUAAUAAAAAUAAUAAUGGUUAUUCAUUUAAAGCAUAUCCAACAAACAAAGAAGAAGCAAAAUAUGAAUUAUUAGGAUACAUAUGUGAAAUCAGUCAUCAUGCAGAUGUAUUAAGAAAUGGUACUCAUAGUUUAGUAUCAUACAUUAAAACAGAAAAUGGUUGGUUUUUAUUUAAUGAUUUUUUAGUCAUGCCUAUUUCAGAAGAUGAAGUUUAUAAUUUAAACCUAACUUGGAAAAAACCAGUUAUAAUAUUAUACCAACAGGAAGAUCAACCAAAAUUUAAGUAUUUUUCAGAUUAUUCAAAUUUCCAAGGCGAUGAUUCAAUUUUAUAUCGUGAUCAUUUUGCUGGUCCAAUAAGAGAAUCAUAUCAAAAAGAAUAUAAAUUAUUAACUAAAUCAGAAGCUCCCAAACCAGGAACAUUAGUUGCAAUAGAUGCAGAAUUUGUUGUUUUAAAUCCCGAAGAAUUGGAAAUUUCAUAUAAUGGAGAUAAAAAAUUAAUAAAACCAAAACAAUUAUCCUUAGCUAGAAUUUCAGUAUUACGUGGUUGUGAUGGUAUUGCUUUUAUUGAUGAUUAUAUUGUUCAUACAUCUCAUAUUUAUGAUUAUCUUACCAAUUUUUCCGGAAUUGAACAAAAUGAUUUAAAUUUAAAUAAAUCUUCAAAAAAUUUGACUACUUUACAAACUACGUAUCGUAAAUUAUGGUUAUUAUUAAAUUUGGGGGUUAUUUUCAUUGGUCAUGGAUUGUAUAAUGAUUUUAGAACUAUUAAUUUACAAGUACCACAAGAACAAAUUAGAGAUACUUUAAUAUUAUAUUAUAAAGCUGAUUUUAAAAGGCAAUUGAGUUUAAAAUUUUUAGCCUAUAUUUUGUUACAAAAAAAAGUUCAAUCUGGAAAUCAUGAUUCAAUUGAAGAUGCAAAUACUGCUUUAUUAUUGUAUAAAAAAUAUUUAAAAUUGACUGAAGCUGGAACUUUUGAAAAUGCAUUGGAUUAUAUAUAUUCUGAAGGUCAACAAUUGAGAUAUAGAGUGCCAGAAUGA
Messenger RNA from Insectozyma verbasci, 3372 nucleotides. The record is from the annotation of a GenBank genome assembly. Lineage: Eukaryota; Fungi; Ascomycota; Pichiomycetes; Serinales; Debaryomycetaceae.